This is a messenger RNA of Cuscuta campestris, 1233 nucleotides long. Lineage: Eukaryota; Viridiplantae; Streptophyta; Magnoliopsida; Solanales; Convolvulaceae. The record is from the annotation of a GenBank genome assembly.
AAUUUGUAUUUUUUUAGCAUCUACCAAUCCAUAAUCUGCGAUUCAUCUCUCAAUCUCCAUCGGAAAUUAAUAUGCAAUUCAAUCUCCUAGGGCGAUUAAUCUUCAAUUUGUAGUUUCUGACACCGGCGGGCAACGAAGUGACGGACCUAUUCAGUCGGUGGUCCGGUAGUGCUGAGACGGCGGAGGGGCAGUUGGCAAUUGGUUCGUCACUCUUCAAGUCCUCAAUUUUACCAGGGGAACAGGAGGGUGGCACGGUUUUGGACUCUGCACGGCGAAGGCGACCAGGACGGUGGCGGCGGCUCCUCCAUGCGGCGGCGGCUCCUUCUGCCGCUGCUGCUGCGUGCGGCGAUCAGAAGGCAAAUGGUGACGGCGAUCUGUACUGGACGGCGGUAUAGAAGCUCGGCGGAAACUGGGUUAAUGGCAGCACCGUUUGAUCUGGACGGAAACGGCUCAACCCGGCGGAGGCAGAUCACCUCAACGCGGCAGCUAGCGGCGGCGGCUGGACGGACCAGAGCUUCACCUCUUCACGCGGCUAGUGGCGGCAGCGGCGAGUCUCCCGUGACUCACUCCCUGCUGCGGCUCUCCCGAUACAAGCGCAGCAGCUCUCCGUGGAUCGACGGGGAUGGGGGUGCUCCGGUGGAAGCGGCCCAAACACAGGCUCCUGCUACUGCACAGGGUUCUUUAGUUGACACCCCUCUGAUUAGUUUCUGCUGAUCGGAUUUCCGGUGUGUUGACGAGCCAAAGCUCCGAUACCACUUCUGGAUAGGUAACUUCUGAAUAGGUAAGUGUUGAACCAGUAAGAGGUCUGAACCAUUAAGUGCUGAACCAGUAAGUAAGAGGUCUGAACCAUUAAGAGCUAGUAUAUUGCUUAACUAUUCAGAGGCAAAUGUCUGAUCAAUUCAGAUAAGAGGUCUUAACCAUUCAGACUCUGUAUAAUACUUAACCAUUCAGGGGCAAAUCUCUUAACCAUUCAGACAUUUGAACCAUUAAGAGGCUGAAACAAACAGUCUCAACCAUUAAUUGCUGAACCAUUCAGACAUCUGAACCAUUAAGAGGCUGAAACAAACAGCCCCUAAGACUUCACAUACCAUGCAAUUCACAUGGAGUGAGGUCAACCAAUCUGCCCUAACACAUGAUGAAUUAAAGGACCAUUCUGGUAAAAUAGCACAUACGAGUAAACAAGCACCAUAUUGCAUGUAUUGUCUAAACUAAAAAUAAGAGCAAGAAAAAAAG